Rhizopus microsporus ATCC 52813 is the source of this 1629-nucleotide messenger RNA. Its product is annotated as kinase-like protein. Lineage: Eukaryota; Fungi; Mucoromycota; Mucoromycetes; Mucorales; Rhizopodaceae. The transcript has 5 exons. The coding region runs from base 1 to 1629 and encodes 542 amino acids. Gene Ontology annotation, cellular component: nucleus; cytoplasm. Gene Ontology annotation, molecular function: ATP binding; protein serine/threonine kinase activity. Gene Ontology annotation, biological process: signal transduction; peptidyl-serine phosphorylation. The record is from RefSeq and is a predicted model, not a curated record.
AUGUCGAAUAGUCCAAAACCGUCCAUCACAGAUAAUAAUACAUUUGGUGUAGAAUGCGCUUCAUUUGAUAGUAUUCGUACUGACUUGAGUAUUGGAAGUAAAGACGUUAUUGUUGCCGAACAAUGGCUUGUACUUGGACGAAUAGGUGAAGGUUCCUUUGGUGAAGUAUUCGAAGCUGAGGAUAUUGAUACAGGAAGAAAGUAUGCCAUUAAAAGAGAACCAUUAAAGAUGCGUCACCCUCAAAUCAAACAUGAAAGCAUCAUUUAUGACGUGCUUGCUGGUGGCCCCGGUAUUCCACAAUGUCACUGGCAUGGUCAACACGAUGAAUUCGAUUGUAUUGUGAUUGACUUACUCGGCCCUAAUUUAAACCAACUUAAAGAAGUUACUACAAAGCUCCCAGUGGAUGUUGUCAUUGACUUUGGCUGUCAAAUGGUUACUAUAAUAGAACAUAUACAUAAAAGAGGACUUGUCUAUCGAGAUGUAAAGCCUGACAACUUUUUGUUCCCUGCACAAUGUAUAUUACCUGAACCAGAAAUGAUCGAAAGCACCGACGAUCAAGGCACAUCACUAAUCAAAUAUCGAUAUCCAACUUGUGAUGAAAUCUUUCAAAAAUGGAAUAUGUCUCGACCCAAAUUACACAUUGUUGACUUUGGAUUAACAACUUGGUAUAAGGAUCCAGUCACAAACAAAAUCUAUCCGGAAUCAAAAAAAAAUUACAAAAAUAAGACGGGUACAGCUCGAUAUGCUUCACUGAAUGUACAUCGUGGCAAGUCACACGCACGACGUGACGAUAUAGAGAGUAUUGGCUAUCUCAUUUUGGACCUUGUCUUUGGUACCCUGCCGUGGGCUGGUAUUCAGGCACGAAAUUCUCGUGCAGGAUGGGAUAAAAUGAAGCAGAUCAAACAGGAUACAUUCAUGAGUGACCUCUGUGCUGGUUUGCCUGAAGGCUUUCUUAAAUUCAUAGAAUAUGCUCAAAAUAUCAAGUUUGCUGAAGAACCCAAUUAUGAGCUCCUUCGACAAUUUUUACAAGGAUCAUUGCCUGGUGGAAAGUACUCAGAUAUCGUUCGAUCACCCUUUGGAGGCCACACAGAACAAAAAUGGCUCAUGAAUGUCGAAAAGGAUCCAGCGCUCACUGGUCAGGGGCGACCUGCUAAUCCAAAUCGAUACCAGGAAUUUGUACGAGCAUCUCCUCAACAGCCUCGCCGCAGGAAGCAGUCUUAUGGUUACCACGAGAAUAAUGAUGAAGGUCUGUUCCACAUGGAUGAUUUGGCGAAUGCUAUUAAUGACUUGAAAUCACCAUCACGGAAGAGACAGAGUAUUACUCACAGGCGGACUAGCAAGGACUCUGGUAAGCUGGUCGAAACUGGACCAUCCUCUUUCCAAAAGCUUGUGGCGAAAACUAGGAGAAAGCAGAGACCGGUCGGUUGGAACUCACAUAGACAUGAGAAUGAGCCAUGGAAUCCGGUAACAGAUUGGGAGGCAACUUCUGACAAGAAUAACAAAAAAGAAUCUUCAUGGGGAGAAGAUAAUCUAAAGGCUACUUGGGGUAAUAAAGAAGGCACUUGGGGCAGUGAUAAUAGAGAAGAGAACACCUGGGCAGCUUCAGUACAAAAACCAUGGGAACAGUAA